Messenger RNA from Lates calcarifer (barramundi perch), 5671 nucleotides. Its product is annotated as cullin-9-like. NCBI's taxonomy places the organism in Eukaryota, Metazoa, Chordata, Actinopteri, Centropomidae. The record is from RefSeq and is a predicted model, not a curated record.
GAAUGAGAAGUAGUCGACGAAGAAGACGCUGUCCGUGAUGCUGUUCCUGUCACUGUGCGCAAAUGCGCAUCCAACAGCACAGACCUCCGGUGGAUAACGAGAAAACAAACACUAGCAGGCUGGGAAACGACACGUUAGGGCGGAAGAGAAAACAGCGCUUGAGGGGGAAGACAGAAACCAAGGGGAAAGUCUGUGACACGGCAGCGACCAUGGUGGGCGAACGCCGCAAUGGGAACCUGCUGGUCCAGCUCGGCCCGAGGCUGCAGGCAUAUCCUGAGGAGCUGAUCCGUCAGCGCCGCACCCAUGAUGGCCAGACGGAGUACCUGAUUCGCUGGUGCCUCGUCACCAUCGAUGACGGCUCCAGCACCGGGGGUGGGGCCAGCGAGGCCGGAGGGACGGGCGGUGGCGGCUCGGGGGUGGGCGGGUCCAGCGGCUCCACAUCUGGCGAAACCAAACCGGAGAACAUCCUGAUGUGGAUGUCGACGGAGGACGUGUACGCCAACUGCCCCACCCUGCUGGGCAAGAGGAAAACGGACACACAGCGCCCCCUGCAGCCGCAGGAGAAGCAGCAGGGCGGCGAGAUGGCCGACGGAGGCCAGAGGAGCGGCGGCGAGUUCCCGGCCGACGUCACCUUCGAUGAGGUGGAGCUGUCGGACAUGAAGGAGGACGUGAAGAACCUGGUGCGGCGAGCCCGGAAGCAGAUGGCCAAGAAGAGCGACUUCUCCAUCAGCAUCACGCACACCAUCCACGUCCUGAGCGCCUACGCCAGCAUCGGCUCGCUGGUCGGCGUCUUCAAGGAGACGGGCGCCCUCAACCUGCUGAUGGAGCUGCUGUGCAACAAGGAGACACAGACCAGACGUAGCGCCGGGAAGAUGCUGCGAGCGCUCGCAUCACAUGACGCAGGAAGUCGAGCCUACGUGCUGCUGUCUCUCAGUCAGCAGGACGGCAUCGAGCAGCACAUGGACUUUGAUAACCGCUACACUCUGCUGGAGCUGUUCGCUGAGACCACGUCAUCGGAGGAGCACGGCAUCUCCUUUGAAGGCAUUCACCUGCCGCAGAUUCCUGGGAAGCUGCUGUUCUCUCUGGUGAAGCGUUACCUGUGCGUCACGUCUCUGAUGGACAAACUCAACACGGCGGGGGCGGAGUCAAGCUCUGACAGACAGGACGCCAGCCCCUCCCCCGCCUCCACCUCCUCCUCCAGCACCGCCCACCAGACGGAGCACCUGCGGGUGCAGCGGGAGUUCGACUUCACCAUGGCCAUGGCCAACCUGAUCUCGGAGCUUGUCCGGGUGAUGGGCUGGGACCGGAACCGCCAGCCCCCCGAUGGCUCCACCCACCGCCCCGGAGGAGGCGGGGUCUGUGGGGAGGAGCAGGCGGACGAGGGGUCCCGCCCCGUCCUCAGGUCCAUCUUCCAGCCUCGGUUCUGCGCCUCCCCCGUCACUAUCACCGCCAGCUCCUCUGUCGCAGCGCCUGUUGCCACGCCACCAAAGAAGAAGACAGGAAAUGGAUUCAAGACGCGCUCUGACUUCGCCAGCCGCUCGGCCUAUGUGGAGUAUGUCCAGGACAACCUGAAGAGCGGCAUGAUGGUCCGCAUGCUGGAGGACUACGAGGAGGUGAGCGCCGGGGACGAGGGAGAGUUUCGCUACAGCAACGACGGCUCGCCACCUGUUCAGGUGUACUGGAACUCCCUGUCCAGGACUUACUGGGUCCACUGGCACAUGGUGGAGAUCCUGGGCAGCGGCAGCAGCAGUCAGGCCGAGAAGGAGACGCAGGAGAAAGCCUCGUCUCUCACAGAGACGCUCAAACUCACCGCAGUGAGCCAGACGUUCUUCUCGAAGCCUCCCGGCGGCCUCUACUCUCUGCCCUACCUGUCUGAGGGUCUGCAGAUGGAGCCCACGGCUCUGAGCAGAGCCGAGUGGUGGGAGAUCCUCUUCUUCAUCAAGAAGCUGGAGCCCAAACAGCAGCAGGAGGUCAACGGCGUCCUGCUGCAGAGCCUCGACGACCAGGACGGCGAGCUGGACGACUCGUCUCUGAUCAGCCUCUCCGUCCCCGGAGACGUGGCCAAGAAGCUGCUUCACUACCUGAAGCAGAAGCUGCCAUCAUCGUGCCUGAGCGACCUGCUCUGCUCCCACGCUUUCUCCAAACACUACCUGAGGAGAGGAGGAGGAUGUCUGGAGGACGAAGAGCUGCUGGCUGAAAGCUCUCUGGGCUCGUCAGGUUUGGGAGGAGCAGGUGGAGGAGGAGGAGGAGGUGGAGGAGGAGCACAGAGCUGCUCGUCUUCAUCGGCAGCCUCGGCCUCCUCUUCCUCAGCGAUGGGCUCCGUCUCUAAGAAAGCAAAGAAGGAGAUUCCUGCAGAUUCAGGCCUCGGCAGCUCAGAGACGGAGAGCGAGCUGCCGACAGAGGACGACAGCAAAUACCCCGAUGACCUGGAGGAUAAGAUGAAAGUGUUUAACAACCCGCGAGUCCAGGGGAAGAAGACGGCGCUGGAGAAGCUGGGGGAGGUGGUGGACAUCCUGAGGAAGGGGGGGUCGGGCUCAGACCAGGCCCAGCAGCUGGCCGCUGUCCUCUUCAUCACCAGGCUGCUGGAGGAGAAGGGGUCCCAGGAGAAAAACUCCAUGAGGAGCGACUCUGCCCAGACCAUACGGGACAAGGUGCUGAAGCUGCUGGUGGAGCUGCUGGGUUCGUCCUCCAAAGACCUGGUGGUCAGCACGCUGAGACUCACCCACCUCCUCAUGCUGAAGUACGAGUGGAGGGUCUCCUUCGCCACAGAGGGCGGAGUUAAAGCCAUCCUGUCCUGCAUGCAGGAGUUCUCCUCCGUCACACACGUUCAGCAGCUGGCGCUCGCGACUCUGAAGGUGAUCACUGGAGCCAGUAAACACGACCUCCGCAGCGUCGGCAGCAGUCUUCCUCUCUCUGAGUCCGGCACUCAGAUGAUGUUGGAGAUCUUCGCCAGCAUCGGCUCAGCCACGCCCGAGGGCUCCAGAGGCCUGCUGGGAGCCAUCCCCGCCGCCAUCGACCUCAUGCUCAACACUAAAGGCUGCAUGCUGUCGGUGCGUAACGGCCUGCUCGUCAUCAUCAUGCUCAUCUCCAACCAUAAGAGCCUGGCGGAGCAGCUGGUGGCCUGCGACGUCACCGCCGUCCUCAAGAAGUGUCUGACUCUGUCCCGAGCCGAGACCAUGCUCGCCAUCAUCGCCCUCAACCACAUCUCCAUGGUCCACAAGUUGGAGAGCAAAGAGUGUCGUGAGCAGCUGGACUUUAAAGACACGGAGCUGCAGAUGUUGGUGGUGAGUCUGAAGGAGCUGACGGCCACGAAAGAGGUGAUCCAGACUCUGGAGCAGCUGCUGUGUGACGACGCCUCACAGCUGGAGGAGGAGCGCAGCCAGGUGACUCACAGUCGUGACACCUACCAGGACCUGGUCCGUCUGAUGGAGCAGCACCGAGCCGACCGGGCUGUGCAGCUCUCCAUCCUCAGGAUCCUGAACAAGUUUCUGGAGAACUACCAGGAGGACGUGCUGCCGUGGCACGAGAGCAUCGAGCCCUGCCUGUCCUCCAUGACGGCCUUCAUCAACGACAGAGAGGUGGUUCAGCUGUUCAUCCGCUUCCUGUACCGGCUGGCGUCUCUGAACAAAGACUACGCGGUGGUGAUGUGUCGUCUGGGAACCAAAGAGGCUCUGGUGAAAGCUCUGGACAAACACAGCACCAACCUGCUCCUGGUCACUGAGCUCCGAGACCUCAUCACGGACUGUGAGAAGUACGCCAGCCUCUACAAGAAGAUGACCACCAGCGUCCUCGCAGGGUGUAUCCAGAUGGUGCUGGGUCAGAUCGAGGAGCAUCGCCGCAGCCAUCAGCCAAUCAACAUCCCCUUCUUUGACGUGUUCCUCAGGAAUCUCUGCCAAGGGUCCAGUGUGGAGCUGAAGGAGGAUAAGUGCUGGGAGAAGGUGGAGGUUUCGUCCAAUCACCAUCGAGCAAACAAACUGACCGACAAGAACCCGAAAACAUACUGGGAGUCCAACGGCUGCACGGGCUCACACUUCAUCAACAUCUACAUGCACAAAGGAGUCGUCAUCAGACAACUCGCCAUCCUGGUGGCGAGUGAGGACUCGAGCUACAUGCCAGCCCGGAUCCUGGUUCUGGGAGGAGACGACCCGACCAACAUCAACACGGAGCUCAACACAGUGAACGUGACUCCGUCGGCCAGUCGAGUGGUUCUGCUGGAGAACAUGACCAGGUUCUGGUCCAUCAUCCAGAUCAGGGUCAAGAGAUGUCAGCAGGGUGGUAUCGACACCCGGGUCCACGGGUUUGAGGUUCUGGGUCCGAAGCCGACGUUCUGGCCGGUGUUCAAGGAGCAGCUGUGCUGUCGGACCUACCUGUUCUACAGCACCAAGGCCCACACCUGGUGUCAGGAGGUGAUGGAGGACAAGACGCAGCUGCUGCAGCUCUUCAACAAACUGAACAGCGCUCUCAGACAUGAGCAGAUGUUUGCGGAUCGUUUCCUGCCGGACGCUGAGGCGGCUGAAGCUCUGGGUCGAACCUGCUGGGAGGCUCUGAUCACCCCGAUCGUCCACAGCAUCACACUGUCAGAAUCCUCGGUGUCCAGCCCUCUGUCCUGGCUGCUCAGUGAGUACCUGGAUAACGCCGAGUCGGCCCGCCGCUGUAAGAGCCGGGCGGCCAUCUUUAACUCCAGAGUGAGACGUCUCACUCACCUGCUGGUCCAUGUGGACACGAGCCGACCGGACGGUGAGGAGCUGAAACCGCCCGUCAAAUCCAAAGGUCUCAACAGAAGCAAAGAGCUGAAGAACGGCAAAGAGGGUAAAAACAAAGACACCGCCGCUGCCUCUUCUUCCUCCUCAUCUUCCUCAGCCAAGCCCAAAGUGAAGAGCAGCAGCAGCAUCGCAGGCAUCGCCCUCUGUUGGCAGGGGGUGGUACAGCGGCAGGUAAAGAAAUUCCUGGAGUCGAGCUGCAGUCUGCUGGAUUUCGUGGAGCGUUACCGGACUCUGUACCUGCGGCUGAAGAACGCCAUGGAGGAGCUGUUUGGACAGCAGACCGCCUUUGUCCUCGCCCUACGACACGGCUUCUCUGCUGCACUGCUGCAGCUCUCCAUCCUCAAAGCUAUGCAUGUGAGCGAGCGUUUCGCUCAGUACAUCGAUCAGAUGAUCCAGGCGAGCGGCGCGGCGUCCGGCAGCGUGGAGACUCUGGAGCGACUGCAACAGUUUCUGGAGCCAAUGCUCUUCCUGUCGGGCCUCGAGCUCGCCAACACCUUUGAGCACUUUUACAGGUACUACCUGGGCGACCGGCUGCUGGCUCAGGGGAAUGUGUGGUUGGAGAGCGCUGUGAUCGAUCAUAUCGGCAGCUGCUUCCCGAGUCGCUUCCCUCAGCAGAUGCUGAAGAACCUGAGCGAGUCGGCCGAGCUGCAGCAGGAGUUUCACCUGUACAGGUUGCAGCAGCUCGACCGCCGCCUGCAGGAACACGACCAGAUGAUGGAGGAGGAGUGGGGCGGAGUCAGAGGAGGAAGCAGACGUCCAGGUUCUGGUUCUGUCUCCACGUUGCUGGGCUGUCUCCUCGCUCUGCUUCCUGGACGAACCAACAAAACAUUUUCCAGCUGAACUCUGCUCCUACCUGAACCAGUUCACCCAGUUCUACACUCACAGUCAGUACCAGUUUCCCCAGAACC